AUAACGGCGUUGUGCAUCGACUAUCGACUGGUGCCAUCACUAGUGCCAGAAUGUGGCAAUUUGAAAACAAAAAGGCAACUGAAAUGAGAACGUCUUGCAAUGAAAUGCCCGACAAGGACGAGAGAUUCCGAAAAAAGUCAUUGUCGCGGCGUUCUCUGUACGCGAUAUCCUUGCACAACACUGGUCAGCGGCUGGACGACGGAGCAGCCGAUUGGCUUUCCCUUAAUCUUAAAGAAGACAUUACAAACCUGCUGAACGAGGCGGGAAAAUACAUGCGGCGCAUCCGGGAGCGCCUAUUGAACCUGUCCCACAUUCAGCAUGCUGUCCGAAUGGACGACAACCUGCGUCCUGACAUUUUUUUCAGGCUGGUCCAUUGUGACUAUUGCACAAGGCCUCUGGCCAAAAAUGUACCCAGAAUCAUCAACGAAGCUGUAACCAACGAAAAUGAGGAUAUACCUCUCGUUACCGGGCCGGAAUCCAUACCGCAGAUUUCUUUGAAUCCGUCUCCCGUCCACCACGGCUGGUUUAAGGUGGAGCGAGUGCUGCUAAGUUCCUAUAAGCACUAUCCCCUGACCAAGGAACAGCAGUCCUUCUUCGAGUUGGUUACCGAGGCCUGCGUGGGCACAUCUGAUUCCCGGCGCCAGCGGGCCCUCCAAACCCUCACCACUGAUCCCUCGAUAGAGGUGUUGCUGCCCAGGCUGACCAUGUUCAUCGCGGACGCAGUGGCUAUCAACGUGAAACAGCAGGACAUGACGAUGCUCCUUUACCUUAUGCGCAUGAUUAGAUCCCUGUUAGGAAACCAUCGCUUUAGCUUGUUGCAAUAUCUCCACCUGCUCCUGCCAGCCGUUCUAUCCUGCGUGCUGGCGAAACAAGUGUCCGCAUCUCCUGACGUGGAUGACCACUGGGCCUUAAGGGAGUACUCCGGAAAUAUAAUGGCCCAUAUAGGGCGCCAGUUCGACGCUGCCGACACUAGCAUCCUGCCCAGAGUCAUUGGGGUUUACAAAAAGGCGCUAUUGAUGAAGCCACUGACGACGGUGUUCGGAGCAGUCAUUGGCCUGGGAAAGUUGGGGAAUCACGUAGUACGUGCCUGCAUUGUGCCUCAAUUAAAGUAUCUAUCUGAACACACCGCGCCUUACAUGACCACCGACAAAGACAGACUGGCAGCAAAGUACAUUCGCCAUCGGGUGGUGAAGAUGUGCGCUCCCGUGCUUAUAAGUUUACAUCAACCACCUGAUCUGCCAGAACAGUACAUGGACACAUAUGGAUCUUUGGGCCUGCUGUUGAGCGAUUCCGUUAAAGUGAUGCGUAUGAAGAUACAAACAGUGGCUGACGCCAAGGCGGAGGCAGAAGUGGCGUUAAAAAAAAUGGCUGCAGAACAACAUUACACCAGAAUGGCAGGAGUUCGAUAUGUCAGCUCCAAUGGUCCUAUCUCUGGCAACCAGCUGCCCAGCAAUGGUGUUCCUCACACAAGCCAAACAUCCCAAUCUGGCUAUUCAAUUCAUCCUAUAAAUGUGAAUACCCAAACGCAAAAUUCGUGCAAUCCAAUGCUUCAGUACCAAAAGCAGGCCACUAAUUUGAAGCCUUCGGACUGCAUGGUUUCCCAAUCGAUGCAAUUCAGAAACGCUUUAAUUCCGCCCACUUCCCAGCGCUCCGUUUCGCAAUCAAGGAACGAAAUGCUUUUAAAGCCCAACAAUGUUUGUGUUCGUCCACCCGCCAUAAAUGGAUUUGGUCGUACGCAAUCCCAUAACGGCAGAAUGCCCAUUAAUUACUUAGUUUAAUAGC
Molecule: messenger RNA, 1782 nt
Organism: Drosophila santomea
Lineage: Eukaryota; Metazoa; Arthropoda; Insecta; Diptera; Drosophilidae
Gene: mia
Product: transcription initiation factor TFIID subunit 6
Exons: 3
Coding region: 51-1778 (575 amino acids)
Biological process (GO): RNA polymerase II preinitiation complex assembly; transcription initiation at RNA polymerase II promoter
Cellular component (GO): SLIK (SAGA-like) complex; SAGA complex; transcription factor TFIID complex
Molecular function (GO): transcription coactivator activity; RNA polymerase II general transcription initiation factor activity; protein heterodimerization activity
Source: RefSeq, a predicted model, not a curated record